This is a messenger RNA of Hydractinia symbiolongicarpus, 3602 nucleotides long. Its product is annotated as calcium-dependent secretion activator 2-like. Gene Ontology annotation, biological process: dense core granule exocytosis; synaptic vesicle exocytosis. Lineage: Eukaryota; Metazoa; Cnidaria; Hydrozoa; Anthoathecata; Hydractiniidae. The transcript is spliced from 20 exons. The coding region runs from base 559 to 2847 and encodes 762 amino acids. The record is from RefSeq and is a predicted model, not a curated record.
AAAAACACGCCAAUGCGCGGUCAAAAUGUAUUUGAGCAUGUGCAGGACAUAGUUUGUUUUGAAUUUGCUUUGACUAGUUCACUUUGUCGGAAAGUGUAGAAACAGUUCCUCAUUUUAAGCGGAAGAAGUAUGGUUUUUUCUGGAAAAACUCAUCUGGGUGAAAAGAAUUGAAAAUAACUUAUAACGCAUAAAAAUAUGGUACGAUAAACAGUCGCCAUUUCAGGUAGUUUUACGUAAAUAGGGGCGUAACUGGGACGUAAAAAUUCAAAUUUUUAACUAUUCGUACCACAAAAAAAGACUUUAGUUUUGUGAACGCAAGGUUAAUUCACAAAUUUCAAAGGUGACGGAACGGACUAAGAACUAUAAAUGGCCAACCUAGUCCCUAGGGCUUUCGAGGUGUUUUUUACAUUUAGACGGAAUCAAUGUAAAAAAACCUAAAAAGCCCUGGGGACAAGGUUGAUACAUGGUACUUUAUAAAAUGACUUAAUCUCCUCAUAUUUUCACAAGCUAAAUAUUCAUGUUUGUUGCGGCUUUAAAGAAACACGAAAAUGGUACCGUAUGAAUGUAGAGAAAGGUGCAUCAUGUGAUGUCGAAGUUAACGUCCUUGUAUCCAUUGAAAUGACUAAACCGGACACUAUAAAAAAGUGUGGCUUCCUAUACGCACAGAGCAAGAAACGUUGGAAAAAAUGGAAGGAAAGAUUCUUUAUGUUAGCUCAAGUAUCUGGCUUUCAAAUGGUUUUAUGCACAUUCAAUACAAAUUCUUCAAUUCCUUACGAAUGGAUGAUCAUUGAAGGCUACACAGUUGAUUAUGCAGACAACUCAGCGAAUUUACCCGGUGGACGCUUCUUCUUCCGGUUGACAAACGUGAAUGAUGUUGUGUUGUUUGCAUGCGAAGAAGAUCAAGAUCUACUAAACUGGAUUUUCAAAUUGUAUGUAGCCACAGGGCAAACCUACAAGCCAGAGAUUUCAGCCAAAGGAAUGUCCACUACACCAAAUGAUGACACCAAUUUACAAAAGACAAAACGAGAUAUGGAUCGAGCAUUUAAACAUGGUUUUGGUGAUAUUGUCCAAGCUGAUCCUCUGCACUUUAAUCAUGUGGACAUGUUCGCAACUCUUCACAAGGCAACUUUGAUCCAUCGUUUAAACGAUGCAUAUGUAUCCAGGGGACGUUUGACCACCGACCAAACAGCCGUCUUAAAUGAAUAUUGUGCACGGUACGGUGUUAACCCGAUACAUCAAUAUCUUAUACUUGUAAAUAAUCUAUUGGAAAGUGCUGAAAACGAUGGUAUGAUGGAUGUUAAAAUCAUCGGUGAAAACUACUGGUCAUUGAGAAAAUUUAACCUUGACACAGAAGAAUUAGAGCAAAGGUUAGAAGAACUGACAUAUCGUUUGGAAGAUUAUCUGUGCAAGCAAAUUAUUAAUUUCAAAAAGAACUUCCCUUAUGGUCAACCAAAGAAUGCUUUAAAGAGCACUAUAUCACUACUUGAGGAGGUUUUGUCUACUCACAAAGAUGAAAGAAAAGACACCAUAGAUGUGUGCAUUAGAAAGAGUGCUUUGGUAAAUUAUAUACAACUAACAGAUAAUUUGAGAAUGCAAGAUUCUGUGUUAUACAAUAUGUCGCACGAAGAAAGAAUGAACAAAGCAUAUGACCUUUCAACAAGAUGUGUCGAUGAAGUGGAAGACAUUCGAAGUUAUUAUCCAGAGGUUUUGUCGUCGACAAAUGGUGAGCAUCGAAAUUACGCCAACUCAUUUCUACUACUUCUCACUGUAGAUCUUGAUAUCAUAAAGUUAAAACAGCCAUAUUCUUUCUUCAAUGGGCUACAAGUGUUUAAGUUGCUGAAUUCUUACAGUUUGUCUCAUGUUUCACUAAGACAAGGGACAUUUCAUAAAUACAUCCUAAAAAUGUUUUCACCGUUGAUAAUCAGCUACAUGGAUGUAACUGAAGAACUUAUUAUCAACGAUUUUUAUGACAACGUUACCAAAGAAAGUUAUGGAGAAUAUAUAGAAGAGACACCCUUCCUCCAAACGUUUGAAGAUUUACACAACGCUUUGCUUGGUAUGCAAGAGUUCACACUUAGUUUGCAAUGGCCAUAUGGAUUGUUUGCGGAUCAUAUUACGACUCGAACAAAGUUCUUUUCAGCAGACAUGAUGGAAAAAUUCGUUGAAAUAUUACACCAAGAAAUAUCAAGUAUUAUAAAACAUAUGAAGGGCACGUUAAGUUUUGUUUUACCUUCCAAAUGCUGCUCCCUUGUUAAUGUACUUAUUGAAGCAUAUCAGAAGGUUGGAGCUCUAUGUCCAUCUAGCCAAUAUUAUGAAAACGAGACCUCGUGUAGUUUAUAUCAUAAGAAUAUAUUUAAAUACAUCCUGGAUAUCCAAGAUGAAAUUAUCGACAUGAUUAAAUGCAAGUUUCAGAAUGUUAUCAAUUCAUUAUUAAAAUCUUUAUGUAAAUUCGACCAAGGAACAUGGUACUUUGCAGUGACUUGUAAGGGUCGAAAUAUGGAUGAUGCAGAAAAUUAUUUUGAAUUUCUUGCAAUGAACAUCCGCCAGUUUAAACAUGAAAUCAAAAAUGAUAACUUUCGUUACCUUCUUAAAAUGGCAAUAUGGAAGAACUUGUGUACAAUGAUCAAUGAUUGGUUGGAUGAUAGACAUGAGGAACCUUUACAUGCCACACCUUUAAAGGUUUUGCAUGAUAUAUUGCAGUCCUGCCGCUCCUUAUUUGAAGAACACGACUUUUCAGUGACAGCCCUUGAAAGCAGCGAAUACAACAAAGCGUCGAAAAGAAUACAAGUGGAAAUUGUUAUGCAAAAAAUGCAUCAAGAUGAUGAAAUGGAUGUUGAUGAAAAGUAGUAGCGUUUCUUACAAGUUUCUAAGGCUCCUUUCACUUGACUGCAUUUUCCGCAAUUGUUGAAAAACUCACGAGCGUUUUUGUUAGCGCGUGUCUGGCGAAAUCUACUUUUAGUUGGUGCAAAGUGUAAAUAAUUAAAUUGUAUAUUAUUAUAUAAUAUAUAUAUAUAGCUAUUAGCGUGUAGUGUUAGCUACAUUCAAGUGCUUGUCCAAUACCUCUUGAGACUACCGUGGAACUUCCUUAAAGCGGACAUCGGACCCCUCUUUAAGACGAACAAGGAAUUCUCAGACGAUUACGCUGUUAGAUUUCUUGUUUGUUCUGAAAGUCUGUCAUAAAAUAUAGAAGUCAUUUUGGCUCUAUAAGUUUGGCAAAGUUUGUUAAAGUUUUUCAUAACUAAUAACAUAAUAAGGCUCAAAUUCAGUUAGAAAGUUACACCAUUUGCUCUUCAUUAUUUGGCAUCUAAACGCGCAUAUUGGCACGAUCAUGAGGCACGACACAGACCUAUUUGUCAAGAAAGUCUUUAAAACUACGUGAAAUAUGUAUUAUUGGAAUAUAUUUACAAAACAUAAAUUACAAAAAAUGGUAGACGUGUACCCCACCCUACUUUUAUAACGAAAAGACUUCACAAAAACCCAAUUGAUAAAAUGAGAAUUAAAGACUAGAAUUAUUGAAAACAACAUAAGACGUCGUCGGGUAUUUGCCGCCUUUUCACGACGACAUCUCCAAAAUAUCCAAAAAAAAGAUUUUAAACAAAGAU